This is a messenger RNA of Lentinula edodes (shiitake mushroom), 465 nucleotides long. RefSeq lists its product as uncharacterized. Lineage: Eukaryota; Fungi; Basidiomycota; Agaricomycetes; Agaricales; Omphalotaceae. The transcript is spliced from 4 exons. The record is from RefSeq and is a predicted model, not a curated record. The coding region runs from base 1 to 465 and encodes 154 amino acids.
AUGGUCGCUUUCAUUAACAUCGUUCUUUCACUUCUUUCGCUGUUAUUUUUCGCUGGGCAUGGUGUCAUUGCGACUCCAGUUCAUGAACUAGUCCUUCGUCAAGUUACCGCUGCUACCUCUGCGACGAAAAACACCACCGCUAUCUCUUCCGAUGUGAUUCCGUCUGCAUGUACCUCACAGUGCAGCUCAGACACCUUGUCUGCGCUCACGAGUUGUACAAGUUCUGGUUGUGAAUGCUCCAAUGACGUGUAUGGUACCGUCACAGGUUGUCUCGAAUGUGUGGUCACAAACAACGGGCUCACUAACGCUACUGGCCAACAGCUACUCGCUGAGUAUGCUACAACGUGUAGCACACUCGGCGUUCAGCUUGCAGAUGCGGUUUCUGCAGCUCUUAGUCUACGUGUCAUCAACUUGAGCAUUGUUGGGACUGCGGUGGCUGCAGUAGCCCUCUCGCUUGUUGCCUAA